This is a messenger RNA of Recurvomyces mirabilis, 7098 nucleotides long. It is a transcript of the gene CHK1, whose product is annotated as Chk1 protein kinase. The coding region runs from base 1 to 7098 and encodes 2365 amino acids. Gene Ontology annotation, biological process: phosphorelay signal transduction system; protein autophosphorylation. NCBI's taxonomy places the organism in Eukaryota, Fungi, Ascomycota, Dothideomycetes, Mycosphaerellales, Teratosphaeriaceae. Gene Ontology annotation, molecular function: ATP binding; histidine phosphotransfer kinase activity; phosphorelay sensor kinase activity. The record is from RefSeq and is a predicted model, not a curated record. The transcript is spliced from 3 exons. Gene Ontology annotation, cellular component: plasma membrane.
AUGGUGGAUGCGCAGAAGCAAGACUGGUUGUCGCCGCAGUCAUCCGGCGACACCACUGCUUUCCUGAAACGGACCCACGAACGGCUACGCGAGGAGCUGUCCGAGUACGAGUUCGAUGAGGACUUUACGCCAUUCCACUCCAGCUACGACAAUUGGCAUUUCUUUGGAAAGCGGAGACCGAAGCAUGAGAGGGAGGCGAGGAAGAAGAGCUCGAGUGCUGUCUCCCGGCGACAGAGUACGCGCACGCGUUCCGAUUACGAUGGCAGCGUGGACGAGGAGAAGGAGAAAGAUGUCUGGGUAGUCGGCCGGGUGUCUUUGCACUCCUUGCGCCUCGAACGGGAAUACAAGAUGUGCCAGAAGCUAUAUGACGAGGAUGCACCGGAUUACAGACACUUUGUUCGUCCGCUCCAGGUUGUCAACCUCCCGGCGAGACACAACGGCGAGGACACGUUAUGCGCGAUGGUUGUGGAAUCGCCUGGUCGGAACUACAUGCGCCACCUAAUGGAGUUCGGACCCAACUUCUACCAAGGCACGCCUGAUUCGCCAUGGAGCUCGCGCGAUGACCCGGUGAAGCUUCUGACAUUCCUGGACUUUGCCAUCGGUGCUGCGGAGUGUUGUGAAAUACUCCAUCAUGGCAACCGGGCAGUUCAUGGAGAGCUCCGUGGCGACGCCUUCCAUUUCAACCAGGAUACUGGCUCGGUCAAAAUGAUAAAUUUUGGUGGCGGUGUGAGAAGCUUCGAGCAUGGCUUAACCUCUGCCGGCUGGUCUAGUCUCAUGGCGGAGCUUGGGGUCGAACAUAAGCUACAAUUUGUUGCGCCUGAGCAGACUGGACGACUACCCGCAGAGCCAGAUUCACGGACUGACCUCUACUCGCUUGGUAUAUUGUUCUAUGUGAUGUUGACUGGCCGACCAGCGUUCGAUGGCAAGACACCACUGGAUAUCAUGCAGAAUGUGCUUUCGCGUCGCAUACCUCUGGUCACGAGCAUGCGCGAGGACAUUCCUGACGCCGUCUCUGCUAUCAUACAGAAGAUGACACAUAAGAAUAUGGACGACAGGUACAACUCAUCAACUGGUGUGAAGCACGAUCUAGAGGAGCUGAAGAAGAUCUUGACCGAUGGUGAUGAGCAGGCACUCUGCCAGUUCAAGAUGGCGAAGUCUGACGUCUCAAGCUUCUGGACUUUGCCAUCGGCACUGAUUGGCCGCGAGGAGCAGCGUAACAUCAUCCUGACGGUGAUGGAGCAAGCUGCGCAUCACAUUGCUCGUGCGGCGCCUAUCACCCGAAAGGGGUUAUACAGCUUGAGUUCCGGGUCGUCGUUGAUGUCUGGUGACCGUCCCGAGAUAUCGAUGCUUGACGAGAUACUCAGCGAUAGCACAUCCUCCGGCGGUGGCGAUCGCGAACGUGACUCGCGUCUUAGUUCUGUCGCAGAGAUAGUUCCGUUAGAGCUGCACAGAUUGAGGACUGUUCAGGGUUUGGAUCCCACCGUGACGUCUAGCCGCGACGGGAAUGAGCUGCCGACACUAGACCGAACAUCUUCCAAUGAUGGACGCACGUCGGGCUUGGAAGGCACGGAUGGUAGUUUGCGGCCAUCUGGAUCGAACUACAAUCUCAAUGCCGACUCGAGCUCUCUGCUUCGAGUAGCACAAAAGCUGAAACGCAAGGGGAAGACGGAAGUCAUUUCCAUCGGCGGUCUCGCAGGCCAUGGUAAGUCAACUCUUGUCCAAGCCAUUGCGCCAACCGCAAGGCGUUAUGGCUACUUCACCUCCGCCAAGUUUGACCAAGUCCGUCAAUCACCAUUCGACCCUAUUAUCAGGGUGAUGUCGUCUCUUUUCCGGCAGAUCUUCUCUGAGCAUGAUGUCAAUACGCCUUUCCACGAAAAUAUUCGCACAUUUGUCAAGCCUUUCUGGGGUCAAUUACACUCAUCGUUGGAAUUGCCGGACUGGUUGCUCACUGCAGGUAACAAUCCUAUGGUGAGCAAGACUGCCCCGUCAACAAUAUCUUCGGCGAACGGCUCGACGAACAUACCAGGGGUAAGGAGGAUAUGCAACAUAGCAGCUACUCAAGAGUGGCUGAAAGCCGGUGGCUCGAACAAGACCUCGCGAUUCAUGCAUAUCUUCCUCGAUGUUUUGAGGCUCCUGGCCGUGCAGAAAUUCAUCAGCUUCUGUCUGGAUGACCUGCAGUUCGCUGAUCCAGAGAGUCUGGACCUGUUGCAAAUGAUUGUGUCAGCCAGGAUACCGGUAGUUCUGGUCUUGACACAUCGUGGUGAAGAACACCUCACACCCACCAUCCGUAAAUUGAUCACCUCGGCGCACAAAGUCGAACUCGGGACGUUCACUGACGAUGAGACGGCGCAAUAUGUCACGGAGACACUCCAUCGUAGUAAGGAGUAUUGCAUGCCGCUUGUCGCUGUCAUGCAGGAGAAGACAGGGGGCAACCCUUUCUUUCUACGCGAACUGCUGGACUCUGGAUACCGUAAAGGCUGCAUAUACUUCUGCUGGAAGUGCUCACAGUGGGAGUAUGGUGUGGACAAGCUGUUCGAGGAGUUCAGCAAUCCUGAUUCUGGACGUUUCUCUUCCAACGAUUUCAUCUCAAGAAGGCUACAAGAACUUUCUGUCGAUGCGCAGACCUUGAUAUGCUGGGCUUCUAUCAUUGGAAACAGCUUUACCUUCACCAUGAUGAAGUAUAUCAUGGCGUGCGACUGUAGCAAAGCUUCGCCAGCCGAACUGCUUCCCCCAGCUGCCAAGGAUGCUGUUGGUGGUCUGCAAGCGUGCAUCAAUUCUUUUAUUAUAAUGGGAACCGAUGAAGAAGACCGCUUCAAGUUCUCACAUGAUCGAUACCUUGCAGCGGCGGACACGCUAUGCGAGCCAUACCAGCGGUCUGAAAUGCAUUACGUUAUUGCUUGUGCAAUGAUGAAGCAUACAACAUUUGAUCCCGUGACUAUGCCAACCAAAGCUCUCUUUCAGCAAGCGCGACAUAUCUGCGAAGGCUUCGACGCUGUGAAGCUACGAGCCAAGCACAACGCACCUUUCCGAGAUCUAUUGUAUCAAGCCGCAGAGACUGCUCGCGAAUCAGGGGCUCGCAAAAGCGGGUUGUGGUAUUUCAAGCAUUGCCUUGACCUGCUACACAAAGACCCCUGGAUUGAUGAUCAUGAUGACUCAAGUUAUGGGGAGACCUUGACCCUCAUGACCAAGGCUGCGGAGGCGUACUGGUAUUGUGGCCAGAUGAAUGAUGCUGGCGUUCUGUUGAAGCAAGUAAUGAGAAAUGCCCGUGAGCCGGCUGACAAGGCGCCCGCUACCAUCAUAGCUAGUAGGAUGUAUAACGUUGCCGGCGACAACAAGACUGCUUUCGACAUCCUCGAGGCUGCUCUGCUGGACCUGGGUAUAUCUUUGUCAAGUCCUACAAUGGAGGAGUGCGAUGCCGAGUUCGAGCAAUUACUUCCGGCCGUGCAAGCCAAGUGUAGCAACUUGGGUGACUUCCAGGAGAACAGUGGGGAUCGGGAGCUCUUUACUCUCGGAGCUCUCCUCGUCGAGCUGCUGUCUGCUGCCUUCUGGGAGAACAAUCUGCUUUUCUACCGCGUGACCCUACAGAUCGUCAAGCUCUACCUCGAGCGCGGCAUGUUCCCACAUGUCGGCCUGGGCCUGGUGCACAUGGGCAACAUCGCGAUCUCGCGAUUCAAUCUCUUGACUUGGGGUAUCGAGCUGGGCAAUGCUGCGCUGAAGGUCUUUGAUGCAUAUCCGGACGAAGCUUAUACUGUUGGUCGAGGCUUGACAAUACACGCCUUCUGUCUUGGGCACUUGCAGUAUAGUAUGGGGGACAAUUUCGGCGCACUUAACAGGGCACUCGAGGCUGCUUCCGCCGCGGGCGACAAGGUGUUGCAUUUGCUCAAUGUUGGCAUAGUGGCUGCGUAUCGAGUCUGGGCUUCGGAGCACCUGGCGGAAGUGGAGAGCUUCGUGGCGUCCGUCACGGAAGAAUAUCCGGAUUGGAAACAAAGCAUGCGUGGAGGUGUCUUCUUGUCGGGUGUGCGACAGUAUUGCCGUGCGCUGGCCGGCAAAACAUAUGCAAGAACCUCGACAAACGUGUUUAGCGACGAACACCAUUCUGACGCAGACUUCAUCAAGCACAUCAAGACGAUGUGCUCGAACCCGAAUAUACCUUUGGUCAUCUACUACAACUACAAAAUGGUAACGCUGUACCGCUUCGGCUACUAUGAAAAAGCACACGAGCUUGGGAAAUGGAUCAUGGAACAAGUCGAUAAUCUGUGGUGUACACGAUAUCUGUACACUAGCAAUUUCUACGUCGCCAUGACUAACCUUGCGCUCAUACGCGAGGACCCGGACCGCUCUGAUUGCGACCAACUGAUGAAGCAGGUCUACGCUUCACAAGCCAAGAUUGCGAACAUAUCCACAAUCAACCCGCUCAAUUUUGAGAUUUUCAACGCACUUCUGGAGGCGGAGAUCGCGGAUGCUACACAGAAAUAUCAGAACUGUCUCGCUAAUUACGAACGUGCGAUCAAUCAUGCUGUUCUCAACGGCGUGGGCCUGGAUGAGGGUCUGAGCCUGGAAUUAUAUGCGUCUUGGCUCGACCGAAAGGGCGCUUCCAGGCCAGCGAGAGCUAUCAUGUUGGACUCCAUCUCAGCGUACCGCCGCGUGGGGGCCACGGGAAAGGCCGAUCAGAUGUCGGAACGGUACGAGUUCCUGCUGUACGGCACGAGAAGUUUGAAUACGCAAGAUGCUGGGACACAGACUAUGGUCUUUGAGGGUGUGAACACUUCUUUCAAGCUGGAUAAAAUCGCUGAUCAUACCGCGCCGCAUGAUGCUGCAGACAGGACACAGCAGUGGGUCGACCCGCCUUCCGCUCCGACGGGUGCGCAGAUGAUGAAGGAGUCGCCGGCUGCGUUGUCUGGUGGUCUGUCGGCUGUGGGUUUGGAUAUGAUCGACCUGGCCAGCAUUCUGGAGUCGUCCCAAUUACUAUCCUCCGAGCUUAAUGUUGACAAAUUACUCUCGAAACUUUCCGCCAUCAUCGUUGACUCGACUGGCGCUGAUCUGUGCGGCCUUGUUGUCGAAGCCGAAGACGGUGGAUUCUGUGUGGCGGCUAUCGGGACGCCUGAAGGGACUGAAGCACCCCCGAAUGGAAUACCGCUUGAUCAAGUGGACGACCCUGUCGCUCGACAGAUCACGAUGUAUACUCUUCGUUUCAAAGAGCAGCUCUUUCUACGGAACGUGAUUGAAGACGAGCGCUUUUCGAAUGUGCCGCCAUCGUGGCUGGAAAAGAACCCGGAGGGCGCGUCAAUGAUUGCAUUACCGAUCAUACAUGGCGAUAAUGUGCUUUUGGGUAGUCUAUACUGCCAGGCCGCGCCAAACACUUUCACCGAGCGGACCGUCACUCUACUCAAGCUUCUGGUCAACCAGAUCGCUAUCUCGAUUGCCAAUGCGCUGCUCUUCAAGCAGGUCGAGAAGGUCUCUGCCCGCAAUUCAUCGAUGCUCGACGUGCAGAAGCAGGCGCUAGCGCAAGCACGAGAGUCCGAGAAGAAAGCCAAAGCAGCCGAAGCGAAGGCCAUGGAGAUGGUCCGACUAAAGGACGAAGCGGCGAAGGCAAAGUCUAUGUUCCUUGCGAACGUAUCACAUGAGCUGCGAACGCCUCUCAACGGUGUCAUUGGUAUGUCUGAAAUGCUCAAGGCUACACCACUCAACAAAGAGCAAGAAGAGCAUGCAGAUUCGAUCCGGAUUUGUGCGGAUACACUCCUGAGCGUCAUCAAUGACAUCCUGGACUUUUCCAAGCUUGAGGCUGGCAAGAUGCAAGUCUUUAGUGUACCGUUGUCGUUGACAGAAACUAUCAGCGAGGUCGUCCGUGCACUUUCGUACACUAAUCUGGAGCGCAACCUACGCACCAUCGAGGAGCUGGAGCUCGAUCCACAUUUGAUCGUUAUGGGUGACCCAGUGCGCCUACAUCAGAUCCUCAUGAACCUCAUGUCGAAUGCGUACAAGUUCACAGCCAAGGGACAUGUCACGGUUCGCGCGAAGGUGGACAACCAAGAUGCCGAUUUCAUACAAGUCACAGUCUCUGUUACGGACACAGGCAUCGGCGUCUCGGACGAACAGCAGAAGAAGCUCUUCCUACCCUUCUCGCAAGCAGACAGCAGUACUGCCCGGAGCUACGGCGGCACAGGCCUCGGUCUGUCAAUCUGCAAAGCCAUCAUCGAGAACGUAAUGAAAGGACAUAUCUGGCUUGAAAGCAAACCCGGCGUCGGCACGACGGUAUCCUUCACCUUGCCCUUCAAGAAAGUCAAAGCAUCGUCGACAAACGGCGACCUCAUCAACGGCAGCACCUCAGCCCACGGCCGCGAAGCGAAUCCCAUGGCCAUCUUCACCCCACCAGCUGUAGAAGAGGAAGAAGGCACCAGCUCCCGCCACAUCAGCCUAGCGGGUAUUCCUCGCGAUGAGUUGAAAGUCUGCAUAGCAGAAGACAACCCCAUCAACCAAAAAAUCGCCAUAAACUUCGUAAAGCGACUCGGCUUCAAUUGCGAGGCCUUCGGCGAUGGCCAACAAGCUGUCGACGCCCUAGGUCGGGCAGCAAAAGACCAGAAACCCUUCCAUCUCGUGCUCAUGGACGUGCAGAUGCCUGUGCUGGACGGCUACAACGCUACACGGGAGAUACGGAAACAUGAGGAUCCAGAGGUAAGGGAUGUUCUCGUCAUCGCCAUGACUGCGUCGGCGAUUAGAGGUGACCGGGAGAAAUGCCUGGAGGCGGGCAUGAAUAACUAUCUUGCCAAGCCUGUGAGAGCGGAGAUGUUGAAGCAGAUGCUGGAGAGUUAUCUCAAUCAGCCUGCGCGGACGAUGCCGAAUCUGCAGCAGGAGGCCAAUAAAUUGGUUGAGGGGGUUGUUAAUGGUCUGGAGAAGAGUGGUACGAUCGUGUCUAACGGAGACCAGCAGAAGGCCGUGGCUGAGCAGCCAGAGCGCGAUGGCGGGAGAGAGGGUUUGAAGGCUGCGGUGGGGAAGCCGGAGAGGCCGAGAAGUCGGCAGAGGGAGACGGAGAUCCAUCUUAAGCCUGAGGAGAUGGUGGCGCGGGAGAAGAAGGAGAAUUUGCCUAGGAGGCCUGCUUGA